GCGCGAGAAAGGUCGUGGAGUGGAGAGUGAUUCAAAAAGCCCGGGAACGUCGAUCGAACUUUUUUGAAUUUAACUUUUUUAUUUCUCGAAGUGGCAAAAGACAAACUUUUUUAAUUUAGAGAAUAAUUUAACAUUUUAAGUUUUGCUUCUAAAGUUAACUUUCUCGGUAAAUUUGUUAAGAGGAAGAUAAGAAGUGACGCGGUUUCUUUUAGAAGUGAUUAAUGAGUUUAUAAGAUCAGUCUAAAAUAAACUAUGUGCGUACAGAGUGUUCUGAGAGUUUUUAAUUAGCAGAUAAUGUGAACUCUACGGCUGAUAAAGAGAAUAUUCUCCAGUCUAGAUAUUCUGUUGAUGGCGGAGUUAGUUUGAUGACGUCAUAAUGGCGACCCGGCGGAAGACGAGCGGCAAGUUGAGAAGAUGGCGGAAAAGCGUUUUCCUCUUCACUGCGCUGACACUCUCGUUCGCGCGCUCGCAAGAUAUCUCGUCCUGCUGCGCCAAAGCCUCCGGGACAUGCCGCAGUGUGUGCGAAAAGAUGUCAUUAGUGGAAACUGGAUCUGACUCGGCCUCGCACGAGGAGAGGAAUAGGAACAUUAUUAAAUUCUGUUCCCCGCAUUUGAUGGAGUUUUGGAUAUGCAUGAACCAGACGAUUCAAGAGGUAGUAUCAAGUUCAGGCUGGUGGGGUCGUGCUUGCUGCGCGCUAGCUCACUCCACGCGGUGCCGGCUGGCGUGCGCGACGGCCGCGGACGCGCGCGCGCUCGACACCUGCCGCCGCUCCGACGAGAUCGCCUUCUUCGACUGCGUCAACCACCAGCAGGAGGCGCAGUGGUGCUGCUCGCAGACCCAAUCCCUGAGUUGUCACGAGGCGUGCCAGCGCGCGGUGUGGCGUGGUACGCGUGACGUCACGGCUCGGGAACGCGCCGCCGAGCUGUGCGAGCAGUCCGCACCGCUGCUGCACUGUCUCCGUCAACUGACAGCAUCUACGGUGCACACGGACACGUCCAAGUAUCUACCCUGCUGCCAUGAAUCUCCCUCACAAGAAUGCCAGAGCACCUGCGAGAACGUACUCCGACGGACAGGAGAGUCUCAGGAGAUAGCCGAAGCCCUAUCGCAGGAGUGCGGAGCCCCCGCCAUACACGACAACAUGUGGCAGUGCUUCCUGAGGAAGGACGCGCCGGCCGAUACGAAGGAUGUCAUACCGUAUGACAUCGCGAAACUGCAUUGUUGUCAGAAGGGCACAACCAUCAACUGCCGUCGGCUCUGCUUCGACACCUACAACACGAGCUGGCAGGCGAACUGGCAGACAUUCUACGCCGACUGCAUGAGCAACCCUCAAGAGGUGGAGCUGGCCCAGUGUAUCGAGGAGGUGGAGGCACCAUGCUCUCUCGGCUGUGGAGGGUUGACAUACUGCAGCCAGUUAAAUAACAGGCCGACAAGUCUGUUCCGGUCGUGUUCGGCGCAAGCGGACUUGGACGCGCAUUUGGCGGUGGCGGAGCAGAAGGUUAACGGAUUCGUGACUGUAGCAGGGAUGAAGCUGCCGCUCAAGAACUCCUCACAAUGCACUACAGAUGUAUGGAAGAGCGUCGCGUGCGCGUUGCACGUCAAACCCUGUACAGCACAUAGACACAGCAGCCUGCUCUGCGCUGAAGAAUGUAGGCGGCUGGUGGUAUCGUGCGUGGAGUGGUCUCGUGCUGCCCUGUCCGCGACGGCGUUGUGCGCGCGCCUCGUACCGCCAGACCCUACCGCACCGUGUCUGUCCCUACACGAUCUUAUGAAGGCCAGUACGGAACCGCCGCUGCUGUCAGCUGACGAGCUGGUGACGUCGCCGUGUGCGGGCGCGCCGUGCAACACCACGCAGGUCUGCGUCGUCAACCGCAGCUGCCUGCGUGGCGGUGGUUGCGCGCGGUAUACCUGUGUGGAUGGUUGUCCUCUUGGAGACGGCAGCAACUACGUGGUCCCCAUAGGGUCGUGGGUUCGAGUGCCGAUGCCGUGCGCGUCGCAGCGCGCGUGCGUGAAGGUGUGCGCGUGCGGCGCGCGCGGCCUGGCGCGCUGUCAGCCGCUGCCGCCCGUCGCGCUAGACAACUGCCGGCUGCACGAUAAUAUUGUUAAACAUGGGGUGAAGUACUUCAUAGAGUGUAACGCGUGCGCGUGCGUGGCGGGCGAGCGCGUGUGCGCGCGGCGGGCGUGCGUGCGCGCGAGUGGGUCCGCGCUGCUCACGCGGCUUCCGUGCAACUGCCCGCCACAUCAUCUGCCCGUGCGCGCGACUAAUACUCUGUUUCCGAACGCGUGUCUCGCUAAAUGCGCGGGCGCAACGGACGCGGAGCUGCAGUUCGGUGACAGCGUGUGCGGCGCGGGCGCGUGCGGGCGUGGCGCCGUGUGCCUGCCCGCGCGCUCCGUCUGCCUGUCGCGACUGCAGGCCGACUGCCCGCAGCAUGUGUGUGUGGACACAGCCUCAUGCGGCCGGCAGCCGCACUCGUCGGUGUGCGAUACCGACGGCCGCACACACUCCAACCCCUGCCACCUCAUCAUGAGUGGCAGCAAGCUCGCCUACUGGGGACCAUGUCUCCGGGGAUGCUCUUCGAAGACAACAGUAUGCGGAGUAAACGGAGUGACUUACACAUCAGAAUGUGCUGCCUGGGCUGAAUUCGUCAGCGUGGACUACAUCGGUCCGUGUUACGCAGUCGGACCAAUUUCCGACACGAUGGAACCAAAGUGCACCUUCGACAGAAUAGUCUGUCCGCCUCUGAAGAGAAAGGGAUGUCUCGGAUUCACAGCCCCAGGAGCUUGCUGUCCAAAAUGUGGCGGUGCCCUGAGAAUCCUCUAUUCGAAGAAACAAAUCGAUAGGGCCUUAUACGGUACCAACAUUUCAGCGAGCGUUAUAAAUCUACACAAUGUGUUGUUGGCUCUGGAAAGGCACGUAAAAAUAGCAGAGUGUGCACUGAGAGGAUAUCUGACAAUAGAAAUGGAGAUUUUCGUGUCGGUGGAGUCCAUCGUCAAUAAUCCAACGGAGUUGCAAUUGAAGGUGUGCGUAUUGGAGGCUGAGAAAAUUGCUGAUCUCAUAAAUAGGGAGAGUUCUUUGAUAAGUACUGAUUUAGGGCUAAGUGCCCUGUCUUACGCGCUGUUGGUUCAUACUCAUCCUACCCAGGGUGCUCAGACUUGGACAGUUUCAGCGUUCUUAUUGAUAUCGUGUUUGCUCGCGAGUGUGGUCAGAUAGUGGUGUUGUAAAUACUGUUGUAAAUAUUUUGUAAAUAAGCAAUUAUGUAUACCAAAUAUAUCGUAGGAUUGUAAUUUGACGCUUUUGUCCAAACUGAUUGGAUGUUAGAUUUUAAAUUUUUGGACACUCUGUAAGAAAGACUUACCAAUAAGCCUCCCUAGGUUAUUUAUAAAACUUAUUGCAUUUUACUAUUGUGUAAAAGUUUUUGAUUGUGGAAUAGUUGUGAAAAGCUGUUACCAGGUGUCCAAAAAUGUGUAUACUCAAUUUUUCAAUUGACGUUGUUCAUAUUAAAUAACCGUGAGUUUCGUGCCAUUUUUGAUAUUACCAAUAAGACAUCACAAAAGACGUACCUAUCAGUAAGUUUUAUACCAAAUAUGUUAUUGUUAUGUUGUUGAGAGCGAGAUUUCCAAAUAUUUUUACUGAGUAUGUUUAUGUGCUAUGAAUUAAAAGUUAUAUACCA
Molecule: messenger RNA, 3668 nt
Organism: Aricia agestis (brown argus)
Lineage: Eukaryota; Metazoa; Arthropoda; Insecta; Lepidoptera; Lycaenidae
Gene: Reck
Product: reversion-inducing cysteine-rich protein with Kazal motifs
Exons: 17
Coding region: 377-3208 (943 amino acids)
Biological process (GO): extracellular matrix organization
Cellular component (GO): plasma membrane
Molecular function (GO): protein binding; metalloendopeptidase inhibitor activity
Source: RefSeq, a predicted model, not a curated record